Messenger RNA from Sclerotinia trifoliorum, 2546 nucleotides. The record is from the annotation of a GenBank genome assembly. NCBI's taxonomy places the organism in Eukaryota, Fungi, Ascomycota, Leotiomycetes, Helotiales, Sclerotiniaceae.
AUGCAAACAAACGCCUUGCUCCAGUUGGCUUUGUGCCUUCUCACAUUCAACAUCAAUCCUGCCUCUGCAUUUUGGCGUCUACCAUGCCAGAACCCAAUCGUGGUUCAGAGAGCUGACCCAGUUAUCUCUCCAGGUAGUGUCUCAGCGCAUGUCCACACUAUUAUGGGUGGUUAGUAUAUGAUUCAUAUUUUACUGUCUUUACACCAAUUCUCCCCCUGAUCUUUAACACCACUUGUUUCUUCCACAAAUCUCGGCUGUUUCGUAAUGAAGCUCAAAUCUCUUAUUUUCUUCCACAGUCAUUCUUGAAGGAUGAUGCUGACUCCUCGUUUGCAACAGGUAAUGGAUUUGCUUUUAACAUGAACUAUGCUUCCACCCAAGCCUCGACUUGCUCUUCUUGUACCGUCACAAAGGUAAGCUCCAUCAAAUACAGGGGAGUACUCUCCAACUAACAAAAAAAGGAUCUUUCCAACUAUUGGACUCCAACAUUGUUUUAUAGAGCUCAGAAUGGUAGUUUCAUCUCUGUCGGUCAGAAUGGUGGCGUUACAGUUUACUACUUGUAAGUUUGCCAUUCAAUAUUCUACCUCCUUUGGAUUGUUAAUGAAUUUCAAUUACUAGGCAACGCAGUGACCCGUUAGAUCCCGAGUACUCCAAAGGUCUUUUGGCCUUUCCACCCGGCUUCAGAAUGGUUGCUGGCAAUCCUUACCUUCGGUCAUACAACUCUAGCUCUCUAGCACAACAGGCAAUCACCUAUGUCUGCCUCGGUACUAGUAAUCCUCAAACGAAUGGAUUCCCAAAUUACAAAUGUCCAAAUGGACUGCGAUCACAGGUUUUUUUCCCAUCAUGCUGGGAUGGAAAAAACUUGGAUUCUCCAGACCAUACGUCUCAUAUGGCUUAUCCUAGUCUUGUGGACAGUGGUCAUUGUCCUCCCAGUCAUCCAAAGCGCCUUGUUUCUAUUUUCUAUGAGAUUCUUUGGGAUACUCCUGACUUUGCUAACAUGGUAAGCACUUGCAGCUUCUGGUUUUCUCGUCAUGGCACAAUUUAUAUGUCCUUUCCGAGAAUUCAAGUCCUUCCCUUAUACCCCAAUCCGAUGCUAACGAUUAACUUUCUAGUGGUAUGGGAAUUCACAACCAUUUGUCUGGGCUAUGGGAGACCCAACCGGUUACGGAUUUCAUGGAGACUUUGUCAAUGGUUGGGACGUGCCAACAUUACAAAGAGCUGUCAACGAAUGCAACGAUGAUAGUGGAGUCAUCGAAAAAUGUCCCGUUUUCCAACUCACGAGCGAUGCAACUGCAAAUGCUUGUAGAAUCCCUCCAUCAGUUCAUGAGCAAGUUACCGGUGUAAUGUCCAAACUCCCUGGAUGCAAUGAGGUUCAAAAUGGUCCCGCAAAUGCUGUUCAAAAAGCUGGAUGUGGUGCUACGACCACCAUCGGUACGCCUAUAUGGCCUUACACUGAUGUGACGAAAUCAAAGAGCUUCGCAUACUUGGGAUGUGGCACAGAUUUGCCUGGUCAGCCUCGAACUUUACAAGGAGCUUCGUUAAAGGACAGCACAGGAAUGACAAUCGAAAAAUGUAUCGACUUCUGUAAUAGCAAAGGCUUUAGUAUCGCUGGUCUGGAAUAUUCCACAGAGUGCUACUGUGAUAAUAAUAUGCUUGCUGGUAGAGCUCCAGUUCCUGGCGUUCUGGGAGGUUGUACGAUGCCUUGCUCUGGAAAUAAUCAACAAAUUUGUGGAGCAGCUGGUUUACUUUCACUUUACAAGAAGUGCCCGAAUUCCAAUAGUUGUACUAACGUUCAGUAAGUAUAUCCACGCAUCCUUCUCAGUGACUUUUUGCUGAUCAAGUCCUUUAGGUAUCCAUUCAAUGCCGGUUUGAAGAAGCGUAAGUCGGAAGGGAGACGUGAGAGACGUCAAAAACGCGAUAGCGAGUUAGCCUGCCAUUCACAGGAUACCUCUACUUCUUCUGAUUCUGCUUCUACGUAUGUGUCUGCUUUUACAAAUCCAUCUGCGUCUUUGCCAUCGCCUAUUUUAAUACCAGCAAUGACAAAUACAGGCAAUACAGGUAUUUUGCCAUUGUCGUCUUCGGCUAACAAUUAUUCAGCCUCUGUGAGGCCUUCUAGUCUAUACACAACGAUGUCCAUAGCAAUUUCUAUUGCGGCAGAAUCAAACUCGGUAUCUUUCAACACAGACACCAAAGCUACAUCAUAUAUUUCUUCUGAUUCCGGAUCCAGAUCCAGCGUUACAACAGUCUUUACAGAAACAACAGUUUCAACUUUCACCACCGUCACUGCAACAACAGCAACAGCGGCAGUAACAUCCUUGAAUCCUUUCGAUCAAUUUUGCCAUGCAGAUAAUUGUCUUCGCGCAUUAGAACAUUCUACCGCUUCAGAAUUUUGUUCCGGCUGGUUAGCAACUACCGCUGCUCCCAGGCCCGACGCUACAAUACCAACCUGGCUCCCUGGAUGCGAUUUUGCUCCUGAUGCUGCGCAUCAUGCUAGUUCUGGAUGUUCUUGUUACCAGAAGUCAGGUACAGCUACAGCGAAAUCUUAUUAA